ACCCUGAGGCUUUGACCUGCCACCAUACCGGUCGCAAACAUUUCGACACCUUACACUUAACACCUCCCAAGUGCUUCAAUCAGAUCCAACAUAGCGCCUGUGGGCUUCGCCAAACCUGCGAGAUGGGCGUCAAGGAGUUUUUCCAAAAACGGUCUUUGCGCCAGAAGGACAAUGUCCGCACGAAUGCUGCCGAAUUGACGCUAAAGGAGUCUUUGUUUCCGAUCAUGCUCGUCACUAUCCUCUUCUUUCUUUGGGGCUUCUCUUACGGCCUCCUCGAUACUCUCAACAAGCACUUCCAGGACACACUUCACAUUACCAGGGCUAGGUCCUCUGGAUUGCAAGCUGCUUAUUUCGGAGCCUAUCUCAUUGCCAGUCUUGGGCACGCGGCGUGGAUCUUGAGACACUGGGGCUAUAAAGCCACCUUUGUCUUUGGACUCUUCCUUUACGGCCUCGGAGCUAUCAUUGCGAUCCCAUGCAUUAUCGCCAAGAGCUUCGGCGGCUUCUGUGCCGCCAUUUUCAUCAUCGGUAAUGGCCUCGGCUCCCUCGAAACAGCCGCCAACCCGUACAUCACCGUCUGCGGCCCCCCCAAGUACAGCGAAAUUCGAAUCAACAUUUCUCAAGCCUUCAACGGUAUCGGAACCGUCGUUGCCCCCGUCAUGGGAUCCUAUGUCUUCUUCGCCUUUGACGAUAAACGUGCUCUGGAGAAUGUUCAAUGGGUCUAUCUUGCCAUCGCCGUGUUUGUUUGGGGACUCGCGAUCGUCUUCUGGCUGGCUCGUAUCCCAGAAAUCACAGAUGCCGACAUGGCUUUUCAGGCUUCCGAGACGCAUGCCAGCGUUGACGACAAGCCCUUCAAAAAGCAGUACCGUCUAUUCCACGCUUCUUUCGCCCAAUUCUGCUACACUGGUGCUCAGGUAGCCAUCGCGGGCUUUUUUAUCAACUAUGUCACAGAGCGUCGCGAGAACACUGAUAACGCGCUUGGCUCGAAACUUCUUGCUGGCGCCCAAGGCGCCUUUGCGAUUGGUCGUUUCGCCGGAGUUGGCAUUAUGCACUAUAUCAAACCCCGUUGGGUAUUCCUGGCAUUCCUCUCAUCCUGCAUCAUAUUCAUUGCCCCUUCCAUCACCCAGAAAGGCGAUACCGGCAUGGCUAUGCUAUAUGUUGUCCUAUUCUUCGAGUCUAUUUGCUUUCCGACAAUUGUGGCACUGGGUAUGAGAGGUCUGGGCCGGCAUUCUAAGCGUGGCAGUGGCUUCAUUAUUGCAGGCGUCUCUGGCGGUGCUGUUGUACCUCCUUUGCUCGGUGUUGUUGCCGACCACAAGGGUAUGGGCAUUGCAAUGGUCAUCCCUCUGGUCUUUUUUGCCUUGGCAUGGACAUAUGCCUUUGCCGUUAACUUUGUCCCGAGAUACCGUAAUAUCGCCGAUUCAUUCAGUGAAACUGAGGUUGGUAUCAGGCCUGUCGAUAGAGAGGAGGAAAAGGGAGGGAUCGAGUCUGUUGAAGACAAACACGGCAAGAAUGCCAUCCCCACUGUGGCAUGACCUUAAGCAACUCAGACUGCAUGGUGCAUAGCUUCGUUUGAGAAGAUUGGAAACCGUACAUUGUAUUUUCAUGAGAUACCACUCAGUUUCUUGGGAGUGACGCGUU
This is a messenger RNA of Colletotrichum phormii, 1635 nucleotides long. Its product is annotated as glucose/galactose transporter. Gene Ontology annotation, molecular function: transmembrane transporter activity. The transcript is spliced from 5 exons. Gene Ontology annotation, biological process: transmembrane transport. Lineage: Eukaryota; Fungi; Ascomycota; Sordariomycetes; Glomerellales; Glomerellaceae. The record is from RefSeq and is a predicted model, not a curated record. Bases 123 to 1529 code for a protein of 468 amino acids.